This is a messenger RNA of Cuscuta campestris, 2159 nucleotides long. Lineage: Eukaryota; Viridiplantae; Streptophyta; Magnoliopsida; Solanales; Convolvulaceae. The record is from the annotation of a GenBank genome assembly.
GUCCCCCCCCCUUCCGUUCUUUCAUAGUCAAUUUGUCACGCAAUUCUCUCUCUUCUCCAAAUCUGUAAACGCACUGUUCGUUUUGAUUGCACAUUGACGAAAGAGGGCCCCCAAAGAGCUGUGGAUAAUCAUAUCCAUGGAUUCGCAUGUUGCUAUGGAGCCCACCAGUGGAUAUUCUUCCCAAACCAAAACCUUCCACAGCCUCCGGCCGCCGGUCUCCUUGCCCCCCUCCGACCACCCUCUCUCCGUCGCGCAAUACGUCUUCUCCCUGCUCCGUUCCCCCGAUACCGCCGCCUCGGACACCUUCCUCAUUGACGCCGCCACCGGCCGGAAGCUCUCCUACUCCGAUUUCCUCCGGCAGGUCCGGUCUCUCGCCCGCUCGAUUCGAUCUCGGUUCCCUUCUCUUCCGCAGAAUGGAGUCGCGUUCGUUCUGUCUCCGACUUCCGUUCUCGUCCCGCCUCUGUUCUUCGCUCUGCUCUCGCUCGGCGUCGUCGUUUCGCCUGCCAACCCCCUCUCCACUCCGUCCGAGUUGGCUCACAUGGUCCGACUCAGUAAACCCGCAAUCGGUUUCGCUAAUUCCGCUGCUUGUAACAAACUCCCUCAAUUUCCGCUGGGAACCGUUAUCAUUGACUCGCCCGAGUUUAUCGACAUGCUCGAUGGACCAGCUUUUGAUGGCGACGAUUCAUCUGACCGCCGAGCUAUUCGUCAGUCCGAUUCGGCAGCCAUUCUCUACUCGUCCGGCACGACCGGCCGAGUCAAGGGCGUCGAGUUGAGUCACCGGAAUUUCAUCGCUCUUAUCACCGCCCUGUACCAUAACAAGUUCUCCAAAGGAAUUUCUCCGGCGGCGGAAGAGGACGUGUCGCUCCUAAUGCUGCCGCUGUUUCACGUCUUUGGGUUUUUUAUGCUUAUAAGAGCAGUGUCGAUGGGUGAGACGGCGGUGAUAAUGGACCGAUUCGACUUUGGCAAAAUGCUGGCGGCGAUUCAGAAGUACAGGGUGUCAUACCUCCCGGUGUCGCCGCUGCUGGUGGUGGCCAUGGCGAAGUCUGAUUUGGUGGCAAAGUACGACCUUAGCUCCCUCACGCUGAUCGCCUGCGGCGGCGCACCGCUUGGAAGAGAGGUUGCAGAGCGGUUCAAGGCGAGGUUCCCGAACGUGGAUGUUCUUCAGGGCUAUGGCCUGACCGAGACGUGCGGUGGAACUACAGGGAUGAUAAGCCCCGAGGAAACAGAGAGGUAUGGUUCAGCUGGUCGCCUUCAUCCAACCCUGGAGGCCAAGAUAGUUGAUCCUGACAGUGGGGCCCCUUUGCCUCCAGGGCACAGGGGUGAGCUGUGGCUGCGCGGCCCCUUAAUAAUGAAAGGCUAUAUUGGCGAUAGUUCUGCAACUGCUGCAACAUUAAAUUCAGAAGGGUGGCUUAGAACAGGCGAUCUCUGCUACUUUGACUCGGCUGGGUUUUUAUUUAUCGUGGACCGGUUGAAGGAAUUGAUAAAAUAUAAAGCCUAUCAGGUUCCUCCUGCUGAGUUAGAGCAUCUGCUACAGUCCAUCCCUGAUGUUUCUGAUGCAGCUGUUAUUCCAUAUCCCGAUGAAGAAGCAGGGGAGAUUCCAAUGGCAUAUGUUGUCAGAAUACCUGGAAGCAACAUCUCCGAAGCUCAAAUAAUGGAUAUAAUUGGAAAACAGGUUGCACCGUAUAAGAAGAUCAGGCGGGUCUCGUUCAUCAACUCCAUUCCUAAAUCUCCAGCAGGGAAGAUAUUGAGAAGAGAACUGGUUGCACAUGCCGUAUCUUCCGCCUCGGCUAAGCUAUGAAAACACAUUGCGAUUUGGCCACCUCUACUGCAGAACACAAUGUCAUGUAGUCACUUGACCAGUCCACAUUUCCCUCUGUUUCCUGCAAAUCGACGCCUUUUAUGCGGGUAAGCUAUCGAGUUUUUGCAUGAAGGUUCGAGUUUUGAAUUGAAGAUAUUCAAAAUAAUCAAGUUAUGUUGGAAUUUAUUUAAUAUAGGCUUGUAGAACCUAAGGUGUAGUGAAAGAAGCUCGGUUAGGGCUCAUAAUAUAAAGGUGUUUAUGGACAAUGUAAGAUUAUUUCGCCGGGAUUAGAGGCAAUAUGAAUAAUAGCCGAGUGACUUCAAUCAUGUGUGGGCAUAAGCAAUAAUGUCCAUUGAACGGU